CUCUUGCCUCAGUAUUACAACGGCCCGCUCAGGCCCGCCAUCGACACCCAGCCCGCCAUAGAGCACAUGGGACACCUCGUGGACGAUAUCUUCGGCGGCGACGCCAGCAAGGUUGUGUUUGGCUUCUGCAUCGCCGACUGCUCUGGGACCGGCAGCAACGUGGACGGCAGCCAGGCCGCCGCCAUCCUCCAGGACGUCGCCGCGGCGCCCACGGAGGCGCCCGCGACCCCGUCGCCCACGCCGGCGGUGCCGACGCCGACGCGGGCGCCCACGGAGGCGCCCACGACCUCCCCCUCCGCGUCCGGCGGGGAGCCCAGCGUCUGCGAAGCGGCUGUGGCCCACCACGGCAAGGCCUGGGACUUCGCUGGGCCCUGCUCCGCGUGCCUGGCUGGGAACAACGUCUGCUACGACGACCCUGAGCAUGAUUCUCAGAGCCUCUGCUCGCAGUGGCCCGAGAACGUGUGGUGCGGAGAAGCGUCGCUCGUGGACUCUCGCCGCAGCAGGCGCCGGCCGCACGCCUUCCUGGGCACGGCGCUGCUCCAGACCGUGUGCCCUCUGUCGCGCGCUUCUCCCAGCGAGGUGCUCGGGGCCUGAGCCCGGCCUCUUUUGCCCGAUGGGGGUGCCGAAGAGCCCCUCUCCGAGACGUCGCUCCAUUGUUGCCGCCCACCAGUGCCGGCGAGACGUCGCGGCGCACCCGUCGUCGCCCUCUGCCUGCAGCGUCCUGGCAGCGCUCGAGGCAGGAUCCGGAA
Messenger RNA from Prorocentrum cordatum, 749 nucleotides. Lineage: Eukaryota; Dinophyceae; Prorocentrales; Prorocentraceae. The record is from the annotation of a GenBank genome assembly.